Auxenochlorella protothecoides is the source of this 2760-nucleotide messenger RNA. Its product is annotated as Pentatricopeptide repeat-containing protein MRL1, chloroplastic. Lineage: Eukaryota; Viridiplantae; Chlorophyta; Trebouxiophyceae; Chlorellales; Chlorellaceae. The coding region runs from base 1 to 2760 and encodes 919 amino acids. The transcript is spliced from 11 exons. The record is from RefSeq and is a predicted model, not a curated record. Gene Ontology annotation, molecular function: protein binding.
AUGGCCCUCAAGCAUCGGUUUGGCCCCGCCCCCGUGGAGCUGGGCAAGACCUCCCUUGUCACCGCCCGGUGCAUCGCGAGGGGCCACGAGCUCCCCCAGCUGAGCCUGCAUGGCAUGGGCCUGAUCAGCCUGACGCGCCACAGCGACGGCAGCAUCACCUACAGCUUCGGCCCCCCCUGCGAGCGGGGCUUCCACGUAGACGUUCCCGCCGAGCCCCACCUGCUCUUCCAGGCGGGCAUCGACCGCUUCAAGGCGGACGCCCGGCGCAACGGCAAGGCCAAGACGUCCGUGCGCGGCCACGAGACCGCCUCCAAACGCGGCCGCGAGGCCGCCUCCAAGCGCACCAAGGAGCCCGCCGGCGCGCACGCCGCCGCCGCCACCCGCUCCUUCGACUUUGAGCUGCUGCCGUCGCAAACGGCCGCCGCCACCCCCCUGGCGCUGAGCCACACGCUGCCCAGCCACCACGGCGCGGCGGUGAGGGAGCGGGAUGCCCUGAGCCCGGGCCACGAGCACCGCGUGACCUGGCCGCUCACCGGCGGGGACAGCCUGGACACGCUGCCGCGCCAGGCCAUCUUCCACCGCUACAAUGCGUUGUGUGCCUCGGGGCAGCUGGACGCCACGCUGGCACUGCUGGAGGCCUGCCGCGCCGCGGGCCGCCUGGACGUGCUGGAGAGGCUGCGCCAGACGGUGUUCCUGCGGCGCGCGGCGGAGAACCGCGCCGUGCCCGCCGCCCUGCGCUUCCUGCAGCUGCUGCCGCGCAGCGCGGGGGACAAGCGCACCUACAACAUGGUCCUGGGCGUCUGCGCGGCGGCGGGGGACCUGCGCGCCGCGCAGCGGGUGCUAGACAUGGCCCGCACCCGGCGCGACGGCGUGGACGCUGCGAUGCUGACGCAGGUGCUCCGCGCCUGCGCGGUCACGGGCGACGUGGACGCGGCCUUUGGCGUCUACCGCGGGGCGCGAGAGGCGCGGCUGCCGCUGGACCGCCAGCUCUGCACCACGCUGCGCGCGCUGUCGGUGCUGGCCGACAUGCGUGCCGCGCGCCUGACUCCGGACGCCGCCGCCUGGAAUGCGCUGAUCACCACCGCGGGGCGCGCGGGCGAGCUCCAGCGCGCGCAGAGCCUGGCGCGGGAGAUGGCGCGGGCCGGGUGCCGGCCUGACACCUGGACGCACACCGCGCUGGUGGACGCCGCGGCGCGCGGGGGGAGCCCCACAGACGUGCGGGCGGCCUACACCGCCGCGCUGGCGGCCGGCGUCGGCGCGGGCAGCCAGGCCUGCCCGCUCUACACCGCCGCCAUCGUGGCCAGUGCACGGGGUGGGGCGGAUGCCGACGCCGAGGCUGGGCUGCGCAUCUAUGACGACAUGCGCAGGAACAACGUGACGCCCGACGCGACAGCAUACUCUGUGCUCAUCCAGCUGGCGGAGCGGGCGGGGCGGCCGGGGGUGGCCGCCAGCCUGCAGGUGGAGAUGGCCGCGCAGGGGAUCGCGGCGGCGCCGUCCAGGCUCGGGGGGGCGAAGAAGGGAGCGCUUCCGUCCGGCGCGGAGCCGGCGAUGCACGUCCACGCCACGCGUGGGGGCCUCGAGCUGCAGCUGCGCGGCAGCUCCCUGGUGGGCGCGCUGCAGGCUGCGGCGGCGGCCGGGAGUCUGGGCGACGUGGUGAUGCUGGUGGAGGAAGCCGUCGGGAAGGGGGUCCGCCCCGAUCAGGACGUGUUUGGCGCCGUGCUGGCCGCCUGCCACUCCUGCGGCGAGGCCAUGAAGCUCAUGGAUGUGGACGUGGAGGAAGCGCACGCCACGCUGCUCCUGCGCAUGUGCUACGCAGGGCAGCGGCCUGCCUCGAGGCAGGCCGGGUCUGGCGCGCCGGCGGGCGAGGCGCCCGAGGCAUACCGUACGCAGCAGGGCCGCCGUCUGCUCCAAGCGCUGUGGCCGGAGGAGUGCAGGCCUGCCCGGCUGAGCGGGAUGGGGGAGGUGGACUGGCACCUGCAGGCCAGCGAGAUAUUCAAGCACACCACGAAGCGCCAGGCCGGGGGCCCCGGCAGCCAGCCCCGGCUCCUGGAGCUGGCGCUGCGCUGCCUUCGCGUGCCCUGGGUCCCCCGCUCCCGCCCGGAGCGUGAGGGACACGAGCUGGCCUGGCAGCCCUUCCAGGGCCUGGGGUCCAUGAGAUAUGGCCGGCCAGGCAUGCCGGCCUCCCCCCUGGACUGGAAGGUGGGGAUCGAGGCCGUGUACCACCGCAACGCCCUUGCCAUCCUGGAGGAGUGCAUCGCCAGUGGGGCGCUGCCAAACUUCUCACUCCGGCGCGGGUCAAAGAUUGAUCUGCGUGGCAUGAGCCCUGCUGUGGCGGAGGUCUACGCCCUGUCUGUGGUGGCUGCCAUGCAGCGCCUGAUCAUGGCAGGCGAAGACGAGGCAAUCGCAACGCUCGUGCUGAAGGUGCCCCCCUACAAUGCCUCCUCUGUGCUGAAGCCGUCGCACAGCGCUGCGCCCCCUGCGCACCCCCCCGCCCAACCGGCGGCUCGGGUGGGCCUGGGGGUGGCGGGGGUGCUGCGCCGCCUCAGGCUCUGGACCAAGGAGGAUGGCGAAGCCGGGCGCAUCGUUCUGGAAAGGAAGACCGUGCUGAGCUGGACCAAACGCGUCACCAGGCGCGUCCUUGAGGGAUGGCUGCUGGAGGAGCGGAGGAAUCACGUCGCGGCGCUGAACAAUCCCUGCAGCCAUGCCUCCCAGAACCCACUGCUCUCCCAGCGCCGCAGCAUCCGGAGCCUGGACCUGUGA